Hyposmocoma kahamanoa is the source of this 3570-nucleotide messenger RNA. RefSeq names its product DNA-directed RNA polymerases I, II, and III subunit RPABC2-like. Gene Ontology annotation, cellular component: RNA polymerase III complex; RNA polymerase II, core complex; RNA polymerase I complex. The record is from RefSeq and is a predicted model, not a curated record. The transcript has 3 exons. NCBI's taxonomy places the organism in Eukaryota, Metazoa, Arthropoda, Insecta, Lepidoptera, Cosmopterigidae. Bases 124 to 522 code for a protein of 132 amino acids. Gene Ontology annotation, biological process: DNA-templated transcription. Gene Ontology annotation, molecular function: DNA-directed RNA polymerase activity; DNA binding.
AUCUCAGUCUGUAUUUUGCGGCGAGGAAAAGGUUAUUUCUCUUUCGUUUCUUUCUGCUUUGUUCGGGAUAAUUGGCCAUAAAACAAAUUUUUAUAAAUUUGCAUAGACCCUACUCGCGUUAAAAUGGCUGAUGAAGAAUACGACGCUGAUGAUGCUGGCGCAGAUUACGAUGACAUCGCCGAGGAAGAUGAUAAUAUUGAGGAAACGGAGGAACAGGAAGAGGACGGGUAUAACGUCCAAUGUGUACCGCAAGGUCAAGCUGGAGGUGGAGUAGAGAAGUCAAAGAGGAUUACCACGCGCUAUAUGACUAAGUACGAGCGUGCUAGAGUACUUGGUACUCGUGCGCUCCAGAUAGCAAUGUGCGCUCCUGUCAUGGUGGAACUGGAAGGCGAAACAGAUCCUCUCCAAAUUGCCAUGAAGGAACUGAAGCAGCGGAAGAUCCCCAUAAUCAUACGCCGGUACUUGCCUGAUCAUUCGUAUGAAGACUGGGGUAUCGAUGAACUUAUUAUUAUUGAUCAUUAAGUUAUGGUCAAGAAUUUUCCAAUUAUAUUUAUUUUAGUAGGGUAUAGGAAUGAAGUCCAAUUCUCUGUGACAAAGGCAACCUCAGUGCCUUGGUGCAAUCAGUAUCUUGGCUACUAGUAGGCACGGUUCAAAAUGGGAUACUUAGUUACAUUUUUCCCAACUAUCGGAAAUUCAUGUGUAAAUAGUGCAAUUGUAAAAGAUGUUGGGAAGUAAUAGUCUGUUUAGAUAAAGCCGGCAAUGGACAGUCUGAUGGCAAUAAUUAUCUGUCUUUCCGACUCGGUGUUGCCGUUUAAUCCACUAUUUAAACAUCUGUUAAAGGUUUGACAAAUAAAUAUAAGUUUAAACGGCAACAUUGUCAAAAGUUUGACAGAUAGUUAAAAUAAAAUUAAUUAACUAAAGAUCACAAAAAAAGGUAAUGUUUAGGAAUAAAUUUGUGCAAAAAUCUCUUCGAUACUCCCUCUGAGUCAUCCGAACAAAUUUUCCGUUUAGACUCCCUCUGUUAAGUUUAUGAAACUAGCUUGAAAUAAACACUGGUAAAAUUGAGACAAUUAGUCUAAUAAGCCAUGCCAAGCCAAGAAAACCUAAAAACUCUAUAUGAAUAUUAUGUUCUAGAGAAUUGGACUGUAUAUGUAUAGAAAUGUAAUGGCGCAUUUACACUAGGUCGAACCUACCCAGUGUAAGCACUGAGUUGUAUGACGUAGUUCGUUGCCGGAGUCGACCGAAUCGACCAGGUGUAAACACUGUCGACAAACGAUUAUCGACCAAACAAGUUUCAACGUGUCGGCGAUGAUGUUUCACGGUGCGCGUACAGGAGUUAAAUAAUACCUAUCUAUCAGUGUGUUGUGCCGCUGUGCGUAAACUUUUCGAUGUUUAUAAUGAUGCGAUUUCAACUUCGGCAAACGAGGCAAUCGACUCGGUAUAAACUGCGACUGCGCUGCCUUCGUCAGCCGAAGAGACGACUAUCGACUCGAUGUAAAAUGCGAGUAGACUGGCAAAAGCAAAGCGAAGUAGUCUGUAGUAUAAGUUGGCCAUCGACCCUGUGUAAAUACGCCACUAAUGGAGUUGUAAAAAGUUGGAAUAUUCUCGUGUAGUAUUUAAUUUUGUAGAUAUUUCGUUUAAGUAGAUUUCUGUGUGUGUUAAGUUACGUUUAAUAAGUUUAGCUGAAAUAGCUACGUAGUUAUGUACCCGGUGUCGAGGUUUUUAACCUUGAUUUUUUUUUACCGGGAGCUCGUGCGCUCUAGCAGCGUGCGCGCCUUUCAUGGUGGAACAGGAAGGUGAAACAAUACUUUCUAAAUCACCAUGAAAAUUAGAAGCAACGGAAGGUUCCCAUUAUCAUACGUCGACACUUGCCCGAUUUUUCGGAUAAAGAUUGGGGUGUCGAUGAACUUGUUCUUAUAUUGUUGAGUUACGGGUCUCUAAGAACCUCUAAAUUGCGUUAAUUUCUAGGAAAGUGCAGCUUUGGAGUCCAAUUCUCUAUGAUACCUUGUUGCCGGCUGAACUUGUGAGGUGUUAGCUCGGUAGCAUUGGUAAACCUGUUGUUCCGGUGUUACCAUCUAAACAGCUGUUUUAACAUAAUUAGUAGAAACUGUUUUAAACGGCAACACCAAACUGGUAUAGGAAACAUUUUGUUAGUUCCGUUCUAUUACUAUUUUAAAACAACUUUCUAUGUUUUUAUAUCUAAUAUUUUGACGUAUUUGAAUCCAAAGCCAUGAAUUAAAUGAAAGAAGAUCAAUACUACUGAUUCAAUGAAUGUUAACUUUAAGAUUUUUGGUAUAUUCUAUUUAAAUAGCUAUCGACUGAAUUCUUCUAAAGUUAUUUUACUGGGCGUUUUGUAUUCUCAGUAUACUUUGAGAGAUUAUAGUGCUCAUUCAUAUGAACAAUACAAAAUCAUCUGUACAAAAAGUUCACACUUGUAGUGAUCUAAUUCUUAUGUGGUUAAUAUAACACCAAUCCACAAGAAGUGCUUUGCUUUCUUUUUCCUGAUGUGGGCAGAGAGUCUGUGCAAUUCUUUGCCUGCUGCUGUGUUCUGGCAAGAUACCGGACCCUCUAGUCGACCGUUUGGCCCUGAGAGCCAUUUUAUGCAUUCCACUGAAAAAUGUUAAAGAAAUUCCAGCCUUAUGGUUGAAAUUUGCACCUGUAUACGUUAAAUAACAAGUUGGCUUAAGAAGUUCUCAAAAUGUCAUUCACUAAUGAUGCAAUCUGGAUAUCAUACCAAAACGAAUUUUUCGGCUCAUAGGUUAACGGCUCAGUUUGUUUAAUACUUUACACUUAUCUACGCAGAAUCAAAUUGUUAUUUAGAGGGUCAGUUAUCUUAGGGCAUCGUACUUUAAAAGCUUGCAUAUGUGAUAUUAAAAAAAAUUAACAAAAGUUGUUCAAAUUAAUAGGUGUUGUAAAAUAAAGAACUUCUAGAGUAUUGGACUCGAUAAAAAUAGAAUACCUAAGGAAAGAUGUAAACCGUUGGAAUAUUCAAACUUUGUUGAAAUUUCUUUUCAUUUUGAAUAUAUUUAUCGGUUUUUAAUUUGGCUGAAAAAGCUAUGUAGUUACAUACAUGCCUGGUAUUAAGGUUUGUAACCAAAAUGGCGCUCUAGCAGCGCCCGCUCAUUUCAUGGUGGAACAGGGAAGGUGAAACAAUCAUCACCAAAUCGCCAUGAAGAUGUUGAAGCAACGGAUUGUCCCCAUUAUCAUACGUGUCAGUACUUGCUUAAUCUUUCGAAUAAAGUUUGGGGUGUCGAAGAAGUCAUUAUCGUAGAUCAUUAAAUUACGAGUCUGUAAGAACUCGUGAAUUGUGUUUAUUUCUCGGAGGGUAAAGCAUGGAAGUCCAAUUAUCUGAGAUGUCUUACUUCCGGCUGCAUACGUAAUAAAACGGUUAUUACACUACACGAUUUGAAGACCUGCGUCAAGGGUGGGCAUGACUGGGCGUGGACUUAUAAAUAAGUCGUUAAUUUUUUUUUAAAUUUAUUAAGGCUUUGGCAAAACCAUCAGCCUAAACAUGAAGUUUAAUUAUGUUUCUGUAAAUAUGGCCGCCACCAAGAGGAUAGGCAAUUUGAG